Molecule: messenger RNA, 990 nt
Organism: Lepus europaeus (European hare)
Lineage: Eukaryota; Metazoa; Chordata; Mammalia; Lagomorpha; Leporidae
Product: melanoma-associated antigen B18-like
Exons: 1
Coding region: 1-990 (329 amino acids)
Biological process (GO): negative regulation of transcription by RNA polymerase II
Cellular component (GO): nucleus
Source: RefSeq, a predicted model, not a curated record
AUGCCUCGAGGUCAGAAGAGCAAGCUCCGUGCCCGUGAGAAACGCCGCCUGGCCCGUAGUGAGAACCAGAGUCUGGAGGGUGCUCAAGCCAUUGCAGCAGCAGAAGAAGGUGACUCUGUCUAUUCCCUCUUUGAGGGUAUGCUCCAGAACAUGUCUGUUGCUGAGACAGAGAGCCCUCCACAGUCACCUCAGAGAGCCCCAUACACCUCCAACACUACUGCAGCUUUUUCAGGCACUACUCCUGAUGAAGCUGUCAGAAGUCCAACCGUGGAAAGCCUAAAUUUCUCACAAGGCACUGAGGGCAUCCGCAAAGAUCCUUUAAACAAGAAAGUGGUUUUGUUGGUGCAGUUCCUGCUGCAGAAGUAUCAAAAGAAAGAGCCAAUUACAAAGGCAGAUAUGCUAAAGUAUGUUAUCAAAAAGUACAAGGGCCACUUUGAUGAGAUCCUCAAAAGAACCUCUGAGCACUUGGAGCUGACCUUUGGUGUUGAUUUGAAGGAAGUAGAUCCCAUAAUGCAUUGCUAUACCCUUGUUAGCAAGCUAAACCUCACCUCUGAUGGAAUGAUGAGUGAAGAGAGCAUGCCCAAGACUGGCCUCCUGAUGAUUGUCCUGAGUGUGAUCUUCAUGAAAGGCAACUGUGCUCUUGAAGAGGAGAUAUGGGAAAUGUUGAAUAUGAUGGGUGUGUAUGCUGACAGAAGGCAUUUCAUCUAUGGGGAACCUAGGAAGAUCAUCAAUGAAGAUCUGGUGCAGCUGAAGUACCUAGAGUGUCAGCAGGUGCCCAAUAGUGAUCCUCCACGUUAUGAAUUCCUGUGGGGUCCGAGAGCCCAUGCUGAAACCACCAAGAUGAAAGUCUUGGAGUUUUUGGCCAAGAUCCAUGAUGCUGUCCCUAGUGAUUUUCCAGUGUGGUAUGAAGAGGCUUUGCGAGAAGAGGAAGAGAGAGCACAAGCCAGAGUUGCAGCCUUGGCUCGUACUUCUGCCAUGUUCAGCAACUAA